Messenger RNA from Penicillium lagena, 999 nucleotides. RefSeq names its product alpha/beta fold hydrolase. NCBI's taxonomy places the organism in Eukaryota, Fungi, Ascomycota, Eurotiomycetes, Eurotiales, Aspergillaceae. The transcript has 3 exons. The record is from RefSeq and is a predicted model, not a curated record. The coding region runs from base 1 to 999 and encodes 332 amino acids.
AUGCCUGGAGUUGAGAAUUUCAGCAUGUCCGCGCUGUUUGAGAUUGAAGAGUCUCAACUCAAGCCACUAACGGUAUGCGGCAGUCCUGUUCUUGUUCAGAAAGCACUGGAGUCGGCCCAUGAAGAAGUCAAAAGCAACUCGCAGAUAUUCGCUCCAGGUAGAGCUCCCAAAGUCAAGAUUGAGGGCAAAGGAGCAGCCUCAAUGGGAGCCAAGGCAAUUGAAAAUGGCCAUUCCACCAUAUUCUAUGAGCAAGAGGGAAAUCAGGAUGGGCCAGCAAUUCUGGGAAUCCAUGGACUGGGCGGUACCACCAACUUUUUCCAACCGAUUGUCUCAUCAUUUCGCGAUUACAAUGUGGUUCGCUUCGACCUCAGUGGCCAUGGUAGAAGUGUUCAAGAUGCAAAUACCAGAACUAGCAUGGCAACCUACGUUGAAGACGCAGAAGCCAUAAUAAGACGCUUUGGCUUGAAGGAUGUGACAGUGUUGGGGCACUCUCUAGGAGGCCUUAUCGCGUUGCACUUGGCGGCAAAACUCCCUGAGACCGUUACUCGUCUUGUUCUCUAUGGUCCAGUCAAGCCGCCGCCUGAAGCUGGUCAGAACGGACUUCGAGCCCGUGCGAAAACUGUCCGCGAUUCUGGAAUGGUUGCAGUGGCUGAUACCGUUAUUGGAGCAUCGCUGUCUCCUACAACCCUCAAGACCCGUCCAGAACUCGUCGGGUUUGCCCGAGAGUUGCUUUCUCGACAGCAGCCAGAAGGUUAUGCGCUUGCCUGUGAAGCUCUUGCAGAGAGCACCGAGCCAGACUGGAGCAGGAUCACUGCCAAAGUUGUCAUUGUGGGUGGUUCUGAUGACAAGGUUUCUUCCCCGGCCACAGUGGAGUCGGUCGCGUCUAACUUCACCUCGACAAAGAGAGAGGUCAUAUCAUUUGAGGAUGCAGGCCAUUGGCAUACUUUGGAAAACCCCACAGGAUGCAUUCAGGCGAUAGAAAAGGUCUUUAAACUGUAG